ACAAACACACACACACAUACUCACACACAUACACAAACACAAACGUAUGAAAUCAUUCAAACACAGACUGGUGAUUCCUAUUACUUUCUUUGAUUCUCCCAACUUGUCAUAAUAUUUUUAUUGUAAAGAAAACUUUUGGCACGCAAAUGCCUGCAGUUUAACAAAGCUGUAAUUCGAAAUUAUGAAAGACAAGUAGCGGUCUAAAUGAUUCUCUUGAAAAAACAAACCAACAAAAUGUUUUAACGAUUGAAGACGCAUAAUAGCCGCCUGGGAGUUUGAAGAGAAAUGUAAUUAUUUUGACUGCUUAAUCCCUUUGACAAACAUUAGGCGGUCACCUGUGUCCGCUAUGGAGUGCCUCGGUUACUUCUUUGUCAUUGAUGGGGAAAAUAAGAGAUGGUGACCUAAUCAACCUGACUAACCGACGGUCCCAUCUUAACGAUGAUUGGUUGAUCACUAUGUCUUGACUCCACCCCACGAAAAAGGCGCGAAAGAAGCGUGGGUAUAAAAGCAUUACCACACGUAGUUGCUUAUAGUCCCACUGUUUUCUGUUUGACCACAGCCACGUUCACAGAUAUUGGAUUUACGAUUUUUGGGAGAAGUUUGAUGUGUUUGUGACUUGUUGAGUAUUUCCGCAGUGAAAGAGUUGUGUAUUUCACUCGUUUGAUUUGUGGUGGAAGUUUUGAUAAGACUUUUUUUUAUAGACGCUGUGACUCAGUGACACGUUUUGGGAACACUUAUACUGUGCUUUAUUCACGUUAUACAAGAACCUUCAACUUGGAGUAUAUCUUCUACGUCGCCUACAGCUUCAGUAUGAGUGCUACUUUCAGACUUGGCCGUCCACUGUUUGAGACCCACUCUGUAAAUGUGUCCGAGGCGCUCGGCUUUAAAGAAGAUCGCCUUCUAGCGGGAGGUGCAACUGCCCAAGUCUUCCUCGCUACAGACGUCAACAACCCGGAGAAGAAGAAAGCUCUGAAGAAAUUUAUUUUUCUGGAGAAUGGAGACCCUGUGGAUAAACCCAGGAAAUGGUUCUAUUUCGUCAACGAGGUGGCAAUGCUUCAAGAUCUCCGUCAUCCCAACAUCAUAGAAAUGGAGAGAGCGGCUAGUUGCCCAGAGUCACUGGUCAUGGUGUUGGAAUUUCAUCCUGUGGAUCUGUUCGACGCCUUACCUCGUAUCUCGGAUGACGAAGCCACUCGCUACUUUACCCAGGUCACCGAGGCCUUGAGCUAUCUACACAGUCGACGUGUCGUUCAUGGUGAUGUAAAACUGGAAAAUGUGUUGGUGAGUAAAGAUGGAGUGGCAAAACUUUGUGACUUUGGACACGCUCAGGUAGUCCCUGAAAACACGGACAGUUUGAAGGAAUGGGGUAGUUGUGCAGCCUACCACGGACCGGAAUUCACAAGGGGCCAUCCCGUGAAAGACGCUUUCAAGCUUGAGAGUUUCUGUGUCGGCGUUCUGCUGUGGGCACUUGUGUUUCGUAAAAAGCCCCAGAAAAACACGGACUUCUUAAAGCUAUUUGACAAUGAUAAAUCUAUCUCGCCUUCUUACAGGCAAUGUGUACACCGUCUACUGUGUGCAGAUCCGACAGAGCGUGCUUCAGUCUCCCAGAUCCAACAAAUCCUCAGCACCAACGGUCACACAGAACUUCGUGUCCGACAAAACACCACCGCUCAAUCUCUCAUCACUGCACCAAUCACAUACAACAGCACCGGCGAGGAAGUAGCGAGUCCGUACUUCGGAAGCUCACCCAUCGAACAGACACCAUCUUCACAAUUCUGCCAUCCCUUCAACGAGUUCAGUUAUCAACAUUCAAGAUAUGAUCAACAUUUCGUGUACCCCUCGCACUCUGGAAACCUUCAGUAUUUCCCGCGUGAGACACCGACACAGUACUACUACAUGAACCAGAGCAAUGGACUGGCAACCUUUCACCCGGCAGGUACACAUUUCGAUUCCUCGGCCUAUCAGAGAGAAACAACAGCCCAGUUCCCCCAAUAUGUGGAUGUCUCUUCUUCACAAUAUCACCAGUCUCCGUUGGAUCUACAGAGAGCCCAAUGGCCUGUGUUCACAGACACAAAUCAGCGCACAGUUCAGCAACCUGCUCCCCCGUCACUGGGACACUCUCAGUUUCGCACACACCAUCAAAACUGUUACCAGCCUGACCCUACAGCUUGUUUCCAGUACGUGGUACCUUCGUCAGUUCCUGAGUACUUUCAACCUGCUACAUUUCAACGGUAUCAGGAGUAAUCUGUGUAACAAUAGAGACAAUUCUUCUCAAACAAGUUGUGUCAGAAAUCUACAUAAUUGUGUAUCAUUUCACUAUAGUAUUAUCAUGCAUUAAUGAUCUUGAGCACUUUGUAUUUAUUCUAAAUGAAUGAUCAUUAUGCCUUGAGUUAGAAAUCCAUGAUGUGUAUUCAAAACUGAUAUCUUAGAAUCAAAUACUGUUUUGAAUACAGUCAUAACUAGUAAUAAUUGUAUAAGACCCUAGUCCACCCCC
Aplysia californica (California sea hare) is the source of this 2491-nucleotide messenger RNA. Its product is annotated as probable serine/threonine-protein kinase CCRP1. Gene Ontology annotation, cellular component: cytoplasm. Gene Ontology annotation, biological process: protein phosphorylation; intracellular signal transduction. Bases 811 to 2241 code for a protein of 476 amino acids. The record is from RefSeq and is a predicted model, not a curated record. Gene Ontology annotation, molecular function: protein serine/threonine kinase activity; ATP binding. The transcript has a single exon. NCBI's taxonomy places the organism in Eukaryota, Metazoa, Mollusca, Gastropoda, Aplysiida, Aplysiidae.